This is a messenger RNA of Taeniopygia guttata (zebra finch), 1906 nucleotides long. RefSeq names its product sorting nexin 7 (gene SNX7). The record is from RefSeq and is a predicted model, not a curated record. Gene Ontology annotation, molecular function: phosphatidylinositol binding. Gene Ontology annotation, biological process: protein transport; piecemeal microautophagy of the nucleus; reticulophagy. NCBI's taxonomy places the organism in Eukaryota, Metazoa, Chordata, Aves, Passeriformes, Estrildidae. Gene Ontology annotation, cellular component: phagophore assembly site; early endosome.
GGCCGCAGCCGCAGUCCCUGCUGUCCGGGCCUGCCGGCAGGCUCAACACCUCCCGGCCCCGAUUGCUCCCAGCCCUGCCCGGCAGCGCGGCCCUGCUGCCGCCGCUUCCACUACUGCGCACUGGGCGCGCCCCCCGCGCCGGCCGCGGCCAGAGCCGGGCGGGGCAGCCACCAACUGCGGUCCCGCGGGGAGCGGCUGCGCCGGGGCCGCCGCCCGCGCUCGCAGGACGGGAUGGACACCGAGAGCCGGCUACCGGGACUGGCGCUCCCCGCCGGCGGGGAAGGGCCCGGGGCCGACUCGCGUCUCGCCGCGGGUGCCCUCGGCACGGCCCAGGGGCCGCUGCUCGCCGCCGCCGAGGUGCUGGCCCUGGACGAUGAGGAAGACGACCUGGAGGUGUUCAGCAAGGAUACAUCUCUGACUGAGGUAAACUCAUUCAGUCCUUCAGUGCCAAUAUCCCCCUCAUCAAUGAUAAACCAGUAUAAAUUUGAAGAUGGGCCAGAAUUAAGAGAUCUCUUCAUUACAGUCGAUGAUCCUGAAAGCCACAUUACAGCCAUUGAAACAUUUAUCACAUACAGAGUAGUCACAAAGACAACCCGAGGUGAAUUUGACUCCAGUGAAUAUGAAGUUCGAAGACGAUACCAAGAUUUCAUUUGGUUGAAGAGCAAACUUGAAGAAGCACAUCCAACGCUGAUUAUUCCUCCGUUGCCUGAAAAAUUCAUAAUAAGGGGAAUGGUGGAAAGAUUUAGUGAUGAAUUCAUUGAGACUCGAAGAAAAGCUUUACAUAAAUUCUUGAACCGUAUUGCUGACCAUCCAACUUUAUCUUUUAAUGAGGACUUCAAAAUUUUUCUUACUGCACAAGCCUGGGAACUCUCCUCCCACAAGAAGCAGGGUCCUGGUUUGCUGAGCAGGAUGGGACAGACCGUCAGAGCUGUAGCAUCCUCAGUAAGAGGAGCAGUUAAAAAUCGUCCUGAAAUGUUUACAGAAAUGAACAAUUACCUGGAAACAUUUAGUCAGAAAAUAAACUUACUAGAUAAAAUAGCUCAUAGAAUUUACAAGGAAGAAAGGGACUAUUUCAGUGAAAUGAAGGAGUACGGCCCCAUCCACACGCUGUGGUCGGCGUCGGAAGAAGACAUCGCCGAUGCUCUGAAGGGCCUUGCCGGCUGCAUCGAGCGCUGCUGCAGGGCCACGGAGAGGAGAAUGGCAGGGCUCUCAGAGCACCUGCUGCCCAUUCUGCAUGAAUACGUUCUCUACAGUGAAAUUCUCAUGGGUGUUUUGAAAAGGAGAGACCAAAUUCAAGGCGAGCUGGAUUCCAAAGUUGAUGCUUUAGGCAGUAAGAAGCCAGAGAAGGAUGUGCUCUCAGAAGAGAUUGGGAAACUUGAAGACAAAGUUGAACGUGCCAAUAAUGCUCUGAAAGCGGAUUGGGACAGGUGGAAGCAGAACAUGCAGUGGGAUAUGAGAUCAACAUUCAUGAAUGUGGCUGAGAAUAAUCUCCGCUAUUAUGAAGAGUGCCUUGCUACGUGGGAGUCCUUCCUAGCAUCUCAAACAGUGGAUCUUCGUGUGGACGAAGAUUCUGAGGACAGGCCUUGAGUAAUAUCUCUGCUUGAUCUCUGCCUUUUCCAUGCAAUUCCUCCCAACCAAAGUGCUUUAUAUGAGAUCAGAUACAUUAUUAAAUUUUACUGUUAAAAUCAGUGAAAUGCAGGAAACCAGCUUAUUGUACACUCAGGUAUUCUAGUCCUGAAAUACAUUUUGAAACACGCUAUAUAUUGCUUUAUAUUGCUUAGCUCUGAUUUUACGUAUUUUUAUCCAUUUGCAUACAAAUGUUUUCAUAAAUAUUGUGUAAUUUUGAUAUAAAGUAUUUUAAAUAUGUAAAAAUAGCUCAAUUUUAAUAAAAAGUUGAAUAAGGAAA